Messenger RNA from Octodon degus (degu), 1431 nucleotides. RefSeq names its product LTV1 ribosome biogenesis factor (gene Ltv1). Bases 138 to 1181 code for a protein of 347 amino acids. The transcript has 9 exons. Gene Ontology annotation, cellular component: cytosol; preribosome, small subunit precursor; nucleus. Gene Ontology annotation, biological process: ribosomal small subunit export from nucleus; ribosomal small subunit biogenesis. The record is from RefSeq and is a predicted model, not a curated record. NCBI's taxonomy places the organism in Eukaryota, Metazoa, Chordata, Mammalia, Rodentia, Octodontidae.
CAAGGGCUGCUGCGUGACGUACAGCCCGGAACUGGCGGCCGCACGUGCAGAGAGGCCUAGGGACGCGGCGGGGCUCCCCGGGGUUUGCAGGGAGGACUCGCCGCUCCUCGUGUGGCUGAGCGCCGCUCGGCAGCAGCAUGCCUCACAGGAAGAAAAAGCCUUUUAUAGAGAAGAAGAAAGCUGUGUCUUUCCACCUGGUCCACCGGAGCCAGCGAGAUCCUUUAGCAGCCGAUGAAACUGCGCCCCAGAGGGUUCUGUUGCCCACACAGAAAGUAAAUGACGAAGAAAGGCGCGCAGAGCAGAGGAAGUAUGGAGUGUUUUUUGAUGAUGACUAUGACUACCUGCAGCACUUGAAGGAGACGUCGGGGCCCUCGGAGCUCAUCCCCACCCUCGGCCCCCAUGCAUACAGCAGCAGAGAUGAGGAGGACGACGCUUCAGUGACUCCUAGCACUGGAAUUAAACUGCCUUCAUCAGUGUUUGCAUCAGAGUUCGAGGAAGAUGUUGGAUUGUUAAAUAAAGCAGCUCCAGUUUCAGGUGGGUUUAAUGUAAAUGACUUUUAUGAACAAUAUGAUGAUGUUGAAAUUGGAGCUCUGGAUAAUGCUGAAUUAGAAGGUUCCAUUCAAGUAGACAGCAGUCGCUUACAGGAAGUUUUGAAUGACUACUAUAAAGAGAAGGCUGAGAACUGUGUAAAAUUGAAUACUCUUGAACCUUUUGAGGAUCAAGAUCUGCCAGCAAGUGAGCUUGAUGAGUCUGAAGAGAUUAUUACUGUAGUUCUUGAAGACACCAAAGAGAAGUGGGAUUGUGAAUCCAUCUGCAGUACAUACUCAAAUUUAUACAAUCAUCCACAGCUUAUCAGGUGUCACCCAAAGCCCAAACAAAUCCACCUCUCUUGUAAAACAGGAAUUCCUCUCCAUGUCUUACCUAAGAAAGGACUCACAGCAAAGCAAGUCGAACGAAUGCAGAUAAUUAAUGGCAGUGACCUGCCUCGGGUCUCAACCCAACCACGUUCAAAAAAUGAAAGCAAAGAAAGUAAAAGAGCAAGAAAGCAAGCUAUAAAAGAGGAGCGCAAGGAACGAAGAGUGGAGAAGAAAGCCAACAAGUUAGCAUUCAAGCUAGAGAAGAGAAGACAGGAGAAGGAGCUGCUGAACUUGAAGAGGAAUGUUGAAGGUCUAAAGCUGUAGAUGGCAGGGCAUUGAGGAGGAGCAGGGUGCUUCGGCUCGGGGGGCUCCUCGUUACCCCAGUCAGCAGGGACGGUCUUCAGAGCCGACUGUAUUCUGCCACUUUUACUGGCAGACAGCAAGGGAAAACUACAAUGCUUAAAAUAUUUUGUACAACCUGCAAGUUUUCCCUGUCAAAUAUCCUAUACAUACUGUAAAAUUUUUAAUUUAUAUUACAAGCUUAGAUUUGCGGAAAUAAAUGACUUCAUAAAUA